AGCUACAGCAGCAGGAGGAGCAUUUCAAGGUCAAGCGCGGACGACGCGAAUCGAGCGAGCGAGGAGAAGAAGGAGAAGGAGGAGGAGAAGAUGUCGUGGCAGACGUACGUCGACGAGCACCUGAUGUGCGAGAUCGAGGGCAACCACCUCUCCGCCGCCGCCAUCAUCGGCCACGACGGCAGCGUCUGGGCCCAGAGCGCCACCUUCCCCCAGUUCAAGCCUGAGGAAAUUGCUGCAAUCAUGAAAGAUUUCGACGAACCCGGAUCACUUGCUCCGACGGGGCUCUUCCUGGGGAGCGUGAAAUAUAUGGUGAUCCAAGGUGAGCCUGGAGCUGCUAUUCGAGGGAAAAAGGGCCCCGGUGGUGUCACUGUCAAGAAGACCAGUCAGGCCUUGAUAAUUGGCAUAUACGAUGAGCCCAUGAAUGCAGGCCAGUGCAACAUCAUUGUAGAAAGGCUUGGCGAUUAUCUAAUUGAGCAGGGUCUCUAGACAAUUCGGUAUGUUCUGUUAUUUGUUGGAAUCCCUGUUGCUUAUUGCAACCUUGCGUCUAGCAAUUGCCCUACUUGGAUUGUGAAUUGCAAUGAUAACAAUACUCGUGUAAUUUGAAAGUUCUAUGCGCACUCUAGAAGUUUGCUGCUUGAGAGUUGAUUUCUAUGGUGUCUUAUGAUUGUCUCUGUAUUAAUCUGAAUUGAUUGGAUGUAAUUGCGAAAGUUUACUCUGUUGAUGUAUCUAAUAGAACUGGUCAUUUCAUGUA
This is a messenger RNA of Syzygium oleosum, 751 nucleotides long. Its product is annotated as profilin-4-like. Lineage: Eukaryota; Viridiplantae; Streptophyta; Magnoliopsida; Myrtales; Myrtaceae. Gene Ontology annotation, molecular function: actin monomer binding. Bases 91 to 486 code for a protein of 131 amino acids. The record is from RefSeq and is a predicted model, not a curated record. The transcript is spliced from 3 exons. Gene Ontology annotation, cellular component: cell cortex.